AUGGGAAGUGUACUGUUCCCGGAUCGGUCUGGAGCUACGUUGCACCUACAGUACCUACUUCUGAUUGAGGAUUGGCAGAGAGCCGGACGGUUCGCCUGGGGAGCAGCUGUUUUAUCGUAUCUGUACCGUGAGAUGGGUAGGUCGGCUUUACACAUUACGCAUUCCUUCACUUCUCUAGGCAGUGACCUUGGUGGAUGGGUCGCCCUACUGCAGCUCUGGGUGUGGGAGCGAUUCCCACAUCUGACACCGUGA
This is a messenger RNA of Linum tenue, 252 nucleotides long. Lineage: Eukaryota; Viridiplantae; Streptophyta; Magnoliopsida; Malpighiales; Linaceae. The record is from the annotation of a GenBank genome assembly.